AUGGUCAUCGCAGCCUUGAUAACUACACUUGUCCUUAAAAACUGGUAGGAAAGAUUCCUUUACUUUGCAAUUACUUCCUGACACACACACACAACACAUCGCUUUUGAAAGUGGCAAUUAAACUUUUACCAGAGCCACUCAUCCACAGUGGUACAAGGUAUGAUUUUAUGUUUGUUUCUUGUCUUUGGUACGUGUUUUUGUAGCUGUGUACAGUCGGGGAAUGGCCGUCACAGUAGCCAUCAGCGGAAGAUUCACCAGCAGGAGGAGAGCUGUCAGAACCUGACCGACUUCACCCCUGCCCGCGUGCCCAAUAAGGUGGACAUCUUCACCGCCUACAACGACAGCCUGCAGUGCUCGCACGAGUGUGUGCGCACCGCCGUGCCCGUCUACACGGACGAGAUGAUCCAGCAGACCCCUAUAUACAAGACCACCUACAACGGAAAUAGGUACGCCAGCUUUAAAUCGCUCUCAGCGCUAGGUUUCUGGGUCAGUUUGAUCACUGCUUGUGUAAGUGCUUUCCUCUCACUUUUGGGUUAGUUAUUAUGAGCAGUGUUGGGGUCGUUACUCAAAAAAGGUAAUAUAUUACCAAUUACUCGUUACUUCUUUCAAACAACAACACAUUACUUAUUACUCCCUGGGAAAAGUAAUUAAUUACACUCGUUAUAUUACUUUUGCGUUACCCCCCAAAACGUUGCGCGUCCUCACGCAAUGUCAAAGUUACGUUACGUAGGCCUAUACACAAACACAAGUAGCCUAAUAAUGAGCGACACAAAAAAAGAGGGGGAUUCUACCGCGGAUAAGGGCAGCAUUUCCUGUGCUACAAGCUUGUUUAGCUCUCACAGCCUGUCCUCCAGAAUGAUUCAAAUCAAGCCUUGAUUGUUUGGAUGAGGUAGGCCUACAGUCAUCUUCAGCAGUAGCGGUCAGGCCUUGGGGGUCUUUCGCUUCGAGUUUUGUCUUGGCGUGUUGCUUUUGAAGGUGCUUCAAGAGAUUGGAGGUUGUGUUUCUAGCAGUGGAGAGGUGUUUCUCUCCUGGGCACAGUUUACAUUUUACAGUUAUAUUGUUGUCAUUUUGUCAUCCUACCAAAUCAAAGUAAUGGGAGUACUUCCACGCUGAGAAACAAUGUUUUAAACGCUUCUGCAAUUUUUCAACUAACACGGUCAGUAGUAGGGCGUGCGUGCUUAAACAGGAACUUGGUGAGAGGACGAUAGAAUAAUCAUCACAAAUAAUAACUUUAAUAGGAAGGGAAUGAUAACAAAAGUAACACAGUAAUAAUGACCUACUGUAUCUUUGAUCAAUAACUGUAAUAUUGUUUCUCAAAUUGGAACAGUACUCCAUUAAGUUUCUCCUGGUAAAAUCACGUAUUUGGGAAAAGGUCCUGGCCCUAAAUGGCGUAAAUCCCCUUUUUGUAAGUGGUAUUGUUUUCCUUGCGAAAUACCUCUAUAACAGUGUCUCCUGGACCCAGGUUCUCACUAUCUUUGUGUCUCAAUCCUUUGUCCUACAGACCUUCUCCCAUUGAAAGGCAGCUGAUUCCUGUGGCCUUUGUGUCAGAGAAGUGGUUCGAGAUCUCCUGCUGA
This is a messenger RNA of Coregonus sp. 'balchen', 1574 nucleotides long. The record is from the annotation of a GenBank genome assembly. NCBI's taxonomy places the organism in Eukaryota, Metazoa, Chordata, Actinopteri, Salmoniformes, Salmonidae.